Volvox carteri f. nagariensis is the source of this 267-nucleotide messenger RNA. RefSeq lists its product as uncharacterized. The annotation marks the transcript as partial. The record is from RefSeq and is a predicted model, not a curated record. The transcript has a single exon. Lineage: Eukaryota; Viridiplantae; Chlorophyta; Chlorophyceae; Chlamydomonadales; Volvocaceae.
CCACCGCCCUCAGGGGGUUGCCGCCCUCAGGGGGUUGCCGCCCUCAGGGGGUUGCCGCCCUCAGGGGGUUGCCGCCCUCAGGGGGAUGCCGCCCUCAGGGGGUUGCCGCCCUCAGGGGGGUGCCGCCCUCAGGGGGUUGCCGCCCUCAGGGGGGUGCCGCCCUCAGGGGGGUGCCGCCCUAAGGGGGGUGCCGCCCUCAGGGGGGUGCCGCCCUCAGGGGGGUGCCGCCCUCAGGGAGGUGCCGCCCUCAGGGGGGUGCCGCCCCCU